UUGGCUUCUUCACUUGCAUACGUAUCUGGUACCAUGGACAACGCUGACGAAUUGUUAUUAGCUGGUCUCGUGUAUAACUAUUUGCUAAAGAAGGAUACAUCGCUGGCGGUCGUUUUCCAGAAGAAGACUAAACCGCCUCUCCUGCGAAGAGAAUGUCCAAUGUUAAUGGAAGUAUUUAAGUAUUUCCAAAAGAACUCUCCUAAAAAGAUCCCACAUACAUUAGCUACACAAAUAACUGAGGAAAGCAGUUCAGAUUGUAGCUCGAAAAGUGAAGAGGAAACAGAAACAAAUACUCAAAUCAAUGGUAAAGGAGUUGAGACAGUGGCUCUUAAAAAGAUAGCAGAAUCUUCUGAGGAAGAUGAUUCUAGUGAAGAUGAAGCACAAGAUCAAGAAGUAGCAAAGAAAGAAAAUGCAAAGGCUUCUGUUAUGCAAGAAGAAAGUUCUGAUGCGAGUUCUACUGAUAAAGAACCACCAAAAGUUCAAACAAAAACUGUGCUACAACAAAAAACAAAUGACAAAGCCAAAUCUGAUACCCUCAUAGCAGCAAAGGCAGUAUUAAAAGCAGUUCAAUCAAUGGAUAAUUCAUCUGAUUCAACUUCCAGUGAUUCAUCUUCAGACAAUCCUAAUGUUCAAAUGGUAAAUUUAAAAACUACCAAACAGUCAACAAUUAAGACAUCCACACCCUUAACAAAUGCAGCUUUAAAAACAGAAUUAAAAAAACAAAAAUCAGCAACAUCAGUUCAGCAAAAUAGGAACAAAGGCUAUAAUGUGGGUGCAUUGAAUGACAAUAUACAGAAAAAAUCAGUUAUCAGUAAAUCUUUAGUAUCAGCAAAACAAACUGCUAUGGAAGAAUCUUCUAGUGAUGAUAGCAGUGAGGAAGAGCAGUCUGUUAAAAAACCAAUUUUCUUAGCUACUGCUAAGCAAAAAGAUUCUUCUUCAAGCGAGGAAGAGAGCAGUGAAGACGAACCUAAAACAAUCACAACAAAAGCAAUUGUAACUUUGAAUACACAAAAUCAGAGUAAGCCGACGCCAGCAAAAGCAGUUAAAAAAUCAGAGUCGUCAUCAAGUGAAGAAAGCAGUGAUGAAGAAACGUCCAAAAAAGUAGCUGUCAAUAAACCAGCUGCACCAGUAAAAGUAACUAACAAGAAAGAAUCUUCAAGUGAAGAUAGUGAUGAUAGCGAAGAAGAGCAGCCUGUUAAAAAACCUGCUCUAGUUAGCACUAAGAAAUCAACUUCAGCAGUCGCUACUAAGAAAACAAAAUCUUCCUCCAGCGAAGAAAGCAGCGAAGAUGAAAAACCUCCGACUAAAAAACCAGCUUUUGCUAAACAGAGUACUGUUAAUAAAAUUAAUUCUGUAAAAAAGAAAGAUUCAUCAAGUGAGGAAUCUGAUGAUGAAUCUGAUGAAGAAGAAAAACCAACAGCAAUGACAGUAACAAAAGUGGCGCUUAAUAAAACGCCAAUUAUUGAUAAUCGAAGUACUAAUAAAAUUAGUUCUGUAAAGAAAAAAGAUUCUGAAAAGAAGAAAGAUUCGUCAAGCGAGGAGUCAGACGAUGAAUCCGAUGAAGAUGAGAAACCAACGACAACGGCAGUAUCAAAAAUGAUGAUUAAAAGACCGAAGAAAGAAGAAUCUUCUAGUGAAGAUUCAGAUGAUUCAGAAGAUGAGACACCGACAACAGCAUCGGUCAAGACAAUUGUCAAAAAAAAAUCCUCGAGCGAAUCUGAUUCAGAUUCCAAUGAUUCCAAUAAAGAAAAAAUUCACUCACUAGCUUAUAUCGACAAGGGACAAAAAAGAAAACACACUGAUAAUGAUGAAGAAAAAACACCAGCAAAAGUUGCAAAAAAUAACUAUGGCAACUUUACAAAAGCUAAUAGUAGCUUCAAUGGAAAUAAGCUGCAGAAAAAUCGUACAUAUCAGCGUGUGAAAAGCGAGGACAUCAAAUUGGACCCUAAGUUGGCUAAUAAUUCGUUUGAAGCAAAGAAAGGUGCAAAAGGAUCAUGGGGGGAACGCGCUAAUGAAGUGUUGAAGUUUACAAAGGGCAAGAAGUUUCGACAUGAGAAGCAAAAAAAGAAGCGUGGUUCUUACCGUGGUGGACACAUAGAUACACAUGUUAAUUCCAUUAAAUUCGACGAUUAAACAAUUAUUCUUCGUGAUUUUUUAAUUUUUUUUUUACCAUAUUUAAAUCAGUAAGAUCAUUUAGUUUAAUACUGACUUAUACUGUAAUGUAUGCUAAAAUAUAUAAAACAGUUGUCCAAUAUUUUAAAGAAAAGAGACGAGAAGUUAUAACGAAUUCGGUUGAUUUAUACAGUCGCAUAUAAAUUGAAGCUGCCAUGGAAUGUACCAAAAUUGUAUAACUAAAAUUAUAUAAUGAAACUUGAAAGUUAGUAAAAUAUAUUUAGCUUAAAUUAACGUGUUUGGCAAAAUAUGUGUAAUAUUUCACUGACAAGUAAACCUACUACAUUGCAAAAAUGAUAUAAAAAAAAAAAACUAACGUUACCACCCAAGUAACACAGCGCCUAAAAAGCGUUAACAAAGCGCUAAAAAAACUGCAUAAAAGCACUUUUUUGGCAUUUUGCAUGUGCCGCUAUGCUAUAUGGGCAGUCGAAACAUCACAUUAAAAAUAUUCUAGAUGUUAAAUCUUAGAAUUCUAUAUGGAUUCUGUACCCGACACAAAGAAACAUAUUUGGCUAUUUUGACUUUGAUGCAAAAUAUCUCAAGAACAAUGCAUUUUUGAAAAAAAUAUUUUAAAUAAAAGUUAUAGGAUUUGGAAAAUACCAUCCGAUCAGCUACCAAUACUUUGAGUCCAGAAUUUUAUUGGGCUCAGUUAGAUUGUUUUCGAGAUAUUUUGUGUCUUCAUCGAUUUUUGGCCCAAAUCGAGUAUAGAAUCCAUGGGAUUCUAAGAUUUGAUCAUCCAUUACAAACGUAAUCUUUUGGUUGGUAACGUUAGUUUUUUUGUAUUAAUUUUGCAAUA
This is a messenger RNA of Cyphomyrmex costatus, 2968 nucleotides long. It is a transcript of the gene Nopp140, whose product is annotated as nucleolar and coiled-body phosphoprotein 1. The record is from RefSeq and is a predicted model, not a curated record. The transcript is spliced from 4 exons. Bases 34 to 2133 code for a protein of 699 amino acids. Lineage: Eukaryota; Metazoa; Arthropoda; Insecta; Hymenoptera; Formicidae. Gene Ontology annotation, cellular component: nucleolus; nucleoplasm.